Prunus armeniaca (apricot) is the source of this 480-nucleotide messenger RNA. NCBI's taxonomy places the organism in Eukaryota, Viridiplantae, Streptophyta, Magnoliopsida, Rosales, Rosaceae. The record is from the annotation of a GenBank genome assembly.
AUGCUUUGGAGUCUAAUAAUACUUGGACUCUCACGCCUCUUCCUACUAGAAAGCAUCCCAUUGGUUGUCGUUGGGUCUACAAAAUUAAACAUAAUUGAUGGUUCUAUUGAGCGGUAUAAAGCACGUCUCGUAGUUAAGGGCUACACUCAGAUUGAAGGGGUCGAUUUCCAUGAUACAUUUUCUCCCACAGCCAAGAUGAUCAUUGUUCGUUGUCUUCUUGCUAUUGCUGCUGCCCACUCUUGGACUCUUCACCAGAUGGAUGUUCACAAUGCAUUCAUUCAUGGCGAUCUCCAUGAAGAAAUUUAUAUGAUUCCGCUGCUAGGUCUUCAGCGCCAGGGGGAGAACCUAGUAUGUCUCCUCAACAAGUCUUUGUAUGGUCUCAAACAGACUUCUGGACAGUGGUUUGCCAAGUUUGCGGAAGCCAUCCAAGCUGCCAGUUUCAAGUCUAAAGCCGACUAUUCUUUAUUCACCUACAAAUGA